UUGAUUUGCUUGGUUCACAUCCAUACUCGUCUCUCUCCUCUGUGUCUUUUGAUUUUCUGAGAUAUUAUAUUUACUUCUUUUAUUUUCUCAGGACUUGUUGUCAUGUUUUAACGGAUAAAAACCUUUGGUCGGCUAACAAUGGCGACAGCUCUGCCAGCGCCUUCUCUCGCCUAUGCUUCUACUUCUUGCUCUGGUAAUGGGCAGCUCAGAACCUGCUAUUGUGUUUCAAUUCCACCCUCCAAAACCAACUUGAAGCGCUUCAGAGUCAGAGCUCUCAAAGAAAAAACAGAGGAAACUAAAACUCCAUCUUCUCCUGCUCCUUCGGCUGACGAAAUAACAAAGAAGUAUGGCCUGGAGGCUGGUCUCUGGAAGAUAUUCAGCUCGAAAGAGGAAGGGAGGGAAGGAGUUGAGGAAGGAAAAUCAAAGGGCAAUCAAGCCAAGGAGCUGGUAGCAAAGUAUGGAGGAGCAUAUUUGGCCACCUCCAUUACUCUCUCUUUGAUCUCUUUCUCACUCUGCUAUGCACUAAUUAACGCCGGUAUUGAUGUCCAAUCUUUGCUGCUAAAGGUGGGGAUUUCGACUGAUGCGACUGGGGAGAAAGUUGGUACCUUGGCUUUGGCAUAUGCUGCACACAAGGCCGCAUCUCCGAUAAGAUUUCCUCCAACGGUGGCUCUCACUCCCAUUGUUGCCAGUUGGAUUGGAAAGAAAGUUGAAAAAGAGAAAUAGCCUCUUUUUGGUACAACCAUGCUUCACAUGUAACAUAUUAUAUAUGGUAUUUUUCUUACUUCAACUCCUGAUUAUAAGGCAAAUGAUCUUCACAA
Molecule: messenger RNA, 818 nt
Organism: Alnus glutinosa
Lineage: Eukaryota; Viridiplantae; Streptophyta; Magnoliopsida; Fagales; Betulaceae
Exons: 3
Coding region: 139-723 (194 amino acids)
Cellular component (GO): mitochondrion
Source: RefSeq, a predicted model, not a curated record